Messenger RNA from Oncorhynchus masou masou (cherry salmon), 4929 nucleotides. RefSeq names its product serine/threonine-protein kinase/endoribonuclease IRE1-like. Gene Ontology annotation, biological process: mRNA processing; protein phosphorylation; innate immune response. Gene Ontology annotation, cellular component: IRE1-TRAF2-ASK1 complex. Gene Ontology annotation, molecular function: ATP binding; protein serine/threonine kinase activity; RNA endonuclease activity. The record is from RefSeq and is a predicted model, not a curated record. Lineage: Eukaryota; Metazoa; Chordata; Actinopteri; Salmoniformes; Salmonidae. The transcript has 15 exons. The coding region runs from base 55 to 2013 and encodes 652 amino acids.
GUGUUGCUUAUUUGUUUAGAACAAACUACUUCUCACCAUUCUUAGUUUGCUGCCAUGACAUCAAAAGAGGAUGCUGCUGAGUUUGUGGAUAGACACAGGGCUGAGCUCAUCCAGAGGGUUCGCAAGGUGAUGCCCAUAGCAGAUGAUCUGCUCAGAAGGGGCAUGAUCCAAUAUGAAAUGUUUGCUAAUAUUUCAACUUCCAAGACCAACCCAGGCAAGAUGACAGAGGUGUACAAAGCAUUGCAGUCAGGAGGGACACCACUUAAAGCAGCCUUCUAUAGGAUUCUGCUGAAAAAUGAACGUCUUCUGGUCAUCAAUCUGGCUGCUGAGUUUGUGGAUAGACACAGGGCUGAGCUCAUCCAGAGGGUUCGCAAGGUGAUGCCCAUAGCAGAUGAUCUGCUCAGAAGGGGCAUGAUCAAUCCUGAGGUGUACUCUAAUAUUCAAACUGCCAAUACCAGCCAGGACCAGAUGAGAGAGUUGUACAAAGCCGUACAGUCAGGAGGGCCAGAAGUUCAAUCAGCCUUCUACAGGAUUCUGCUGAAACAGGAACCUCAUCUGGUCAUCGUUCUGGAGGACGCUGUUGGAGAUCUAGAAGAUGGUUUGAACAUUGGAGAAUCUUCUUCAGGGAGCAUUGCAUUGGAAGGUCCUGCAUUACCUCUUGCUUCCAAUAUAUUUCCUGGGACUGGAGGAAAAUCUGCUGCACUUGCAUCAGAUGAGGAAUCGGUUGGAAAGAUCACAUACCACACCAAUAACCAUCUUGGAACAGGUGCCGAUGGAAUUGUGUUCAGGGGUUACUUCCAUUGUGAUGAUGCCAACAAGCGUCCUGCGGCAGUGAAGAGAAUUGAACUAGCAAAACAAAGCAAUGCUGAUCGAGAGGUCGCUUUGCUUCUUCAAUUGGACGACAAUCCCCAUGUCGUCCGCUACUUCUGCACUGAGAAGGACGGGCAAUUCCUAUACAUUGCCAUCGAGCUGUGUGCCGUCUCUUUAGAUAAGUGUUUUACUAAAGAAAAUCCUUUUGACCUUCGCGGACUGAACCCAGUGAUGCUGCUGCAGCAGACCAUGAUAGGACUGGAACACCUGCACUCUCACAACAUAGUCCACCGUGAUGUGAAGCCCCACAACAUCCUGUUGAAAGACCACUCUGACUCAGUCACGGUCAAGAUCUCAGACUUUGGGAUGAGUAAGCAGUUAGCGGACAGCAGACAAAGCUACAGUAUGAGGUCGGGAGCCCUUGGCACCAUGGGCUGGAAUGCCCCAGAGGUCCUGGAUGACAGCAGGAAAGUAAACCCUACCAGUGCUGUGGACAUCUUCUCUGCCGGCUGUGUGUUUUACUAUGUGUUGACAGGAGGAGAACAUCCAUUUGGAGAACCCUAUCGGCAGACUGCUAAUAUCAUGGAUGGCAAAUACAACCUUAACGGAUUACAGAAAGACAAACAUGAGGACAUUGUGGCCACAGACCUGAUAGAACAGAUGCUGAACAUGGAGCCCCAGAGGAGGCCUUCUGCUGAGAGUGUGCUCAAACACCCCUUCUUCUGGAUCCUGGAGAAACAACUGAUGUUCUUCCAGGACGUGAGUGACAGAAUUGUAAAUGAGACAUCGGAUGGUUCAAUCAUACAGCAGCUAGAGUCAGGGAGACAGGAAGUGGUGAGGAAUAACUGGAUGGAACACAUCACAGCAGUUCUGCGGAAAGAUCUAGAAUUACGUAAAAUAACAUAUGAAGGGGGCUCUGUUAAAAGUCUUCUACGUGCCAUAAGAAACAAGAAACACCAUUACCACGAUUCUCCUAAGGAGGUCCAGGAGACUCUGGGCUCCAUCCCUGAUGACUUUGUCUCCUACUUCACCUCCCGCUUCCCCCACCUGCUGCUGCACACCUACCUCACCGUGCGUUCCUUUGCUGAGGAGCUGACUUUACAACACUACUACCUCAAGUCCAACAAGAAACUUAGACAGCAGAAGAGAACACACCCAGAGCCUGAGGUGACGACAACCAAGCCAACAACUAAAAAAAUGUGACCAUAGUGUGAUGUCAGGCGCUCCGCUGAGAAGUACUCCAUCCCACACCAGCAAACCUCCAAUCUACGUCAGUACACUGGAUUGUCACGCUUCUUUUUACAUGAACAAUAUUGGUUUGUCUGAAGAAGAAGCAAUCACUUUCACUUGUAUGCAGAUGACACUGUUGUGUCUCCUAUUUCACCGAUGGCUGACCAGGUUCUGUCAGAGCUUUAAUCUGCCUUUAUUGUCUUGCCGAAAGCCUUUAUUAACUGAAAUUGGUACUUUAUGCAGGUAAAACCAAGUACAGUGCCUUGCGAAAGUAUUCGGCCCCCUUGAACUUUGCGACCUUUUGCCACAUUUCAGGCUUCAAACAUAAAGAUAUGAAACUGUAUUUUUUUGUGAAGAAUCAACAACAAGUGGGACACAAUCAUGAAGUGGAACGACAUUUAUUGGAUAUUUCAAACUAUUUUAACAAAUCAAAAACUGAAAAAUUGGGCGUGCAAAAUUAUUCAGCCCCUUUACUUUCAGUGCAGCAAACUCUCUCCAGAAGUUCAGUGAGGAUCUCUGAAUGAUCCAAUGUUGACCUAAAUGACUAAUGAUGAUAAAUACAAUCCACCUGUGUGUAAUCAAGUCUCCGUAUAAAUGCACCUGCACUGUGAUAGUCUCAGAGGUCCGUUAAAAGCGCAGAGAUCAUCAUGAAGAACAAGGAACACACCAGGCAGGUCCGAGAUACUGUUGUGAAGAAGUUUAAAGCCGGAUUUGGAUACAAAAAGAUUUCCCAAGCUUUAAACAUCCCAAGGAGCACUGUGCAAGCGAUAAUAUUGAAAUGGAAGGAGUAUCAGACCACUGCAAAUCUACCAAGACUUGGCCGUCCCUCUAAACUUUCAGCUCAUACAAGGAGAAGUCUGAUCAGAGAUGCAGCCAAGAGGCCCAUGAUCACUCUGGAUGAACUGCAGAGAUCUACAGCUGAGGUGGGAGACUAUGUCCAUAGGACAACAAUCAGUCGUAUAUUGCACAAAUCUGGCCUUUAUGUAAGAGUGGCAAGAAGAAAGUCAUUUCUUAAAGAUAUCCAUAGAAAGUGUCGUUUAAAGUUUGCCACAAGCCACCUGGGAGACACACCAAACAUGUGGAAGAAGGUGCUCUGGUCAGAUGAAACCAAAAUUGAACUUUUUGGCAACAAUGCAAAACGUUAUGUUUGGCGUGAAAGCAACACAGCUCAUCACCAUGAACACACCAUCCCCACUGUCAAACAUGGUGGUAGCAGCAUCAUGGUUUGGGCCUGCUUUUCUUCAGCAGGGACAGGGAAGAUGGUUAAAAUUGAUGGGAAGAUGGAUGGAGCCAAAUACAGGACCAUUCUGGAAGAAAACCUGAUGGAGUCUGCAAAAGACCUGAGACUGGGACGGAGAUUUGUCUUCCAACAAGACAAUGAUCCAAAACAUAAAGCAAAAUCUACAAUGGAAUGGUUCAAAAAUAAACAUAUCCAGUGUUAGAAUGGCCAAGUCAAAGUCCAGACCUGAAUCCAAUCGAGAAUCUGUGGAAAGAACUGAAAACUGCUGUUCACAAAUGCUCUCCAUCCAACCUCACUGAGCUCGAGCUGUUUUGCAAGGAGGAAUGGGGAAAAAUUUCAGUCUCUCGAUGUGCAAAACUGAUAGAGACAUACUCCAAGCGACUUACAGCUGUAAUCGCAGCAAAAGGUGGCGCCUCAAAGUAUUAACUUAAGGGGGCUGAAUAAUUUUGCACGCCCAAUUUUUCAGUUUUUGAUUUGUUAAAAAAGUUUGAAAUAUCCAAUAAAUGUCGUUACACUUCAUGAUUGUGUCCCACUUGUUGUUGAUUCUUCACAAAAAAAUACAGUUUUAUAUCUUUAUGUUUGAAGCCUGAAAUGUGGCAAAAUGUCGCAAAGUUCAAGGGAGCCGAAUACUUUCGCAAGGCACUGUAUAUAUUAUAUUCCAAAUCACAUAAAAAAUGUAUCUGAUGAUUUAUGCAUACGUACAUUGGAUGGUGCCCUCACUGAUUAUGUCCCCAACUAAUAAAUAUCUAGGCAUCUGGAUUGAUGAUAGUCUGUCCUUCAAAAAGAAUGUUGAUAGGUUCGUUAAAGGUGCAAUAUGCAGAAAUCACUCUGCCAUUCCUGGUUUCUUAAAUUGCAAUAGUUUGCCUAAUUUCAGUUUGUGACAAAACAAGUAAUAUAGUGUAGAGAAUCAUUGCACCAUCUAAACUGUGGUGAAAUAUCUCUUCAAUAGUAAGAAUAUUGUAUUUCCAGGUGUUUGAAGCUGGUGUACAAAACUGAAAGUAAAAGGAGUGAAAAUGAAACUAAAGAACGGGAAGCAUGUAAAUAGUGCAUAUAGAACAUCUACAGCUUGUUAGACUUGCUUUCAAUGGGAAUGACAGAUCGAUAACUCACAUUUCUAUGUGAAUUUGGUCAGGUCGCCCAAAAAGUGACAUAUUGCAGCUUUAAAAUGUGAAGGUAGUCCGAAAUGAGUAUGAUUAUCUUGUAUUCUUUGUUUAUUGAAGAGGGUUCUGUUCAUUUCCUGGUCUGAGAAUUGAUGGGCAAGCAGUGGUUCGACUGCAUAGUUAUUGAAUGGGACAGAUAAUGUGGUAGUAGCCUAUCCCGGGGGAUGUACAUGUUUAUAUCCCAGGUUGUAUUCAUGCUUAAAGCAGGGGAAGCCCCUUUAUUGAUAUGUGUGCAUGUAUACUGUAUGUUCAAGUAUGUUUAUGAUCUGUAUUGUAUGUAUUUUGAAUGUUGAUUGAUCAGUGUGUGAAAUGCCUUGCUUUUAUUGGUUAAAUGCAUUAUGGGUAGGGGUAUAAGAAGCCUGUAUUCUCAUGGUUUUAGAGACAGACAGGGUAAGGUCUAUUUAUUUGAUUGUGUAAAUAAUUGUACUGUUUGCCGGCUCUUUAUCCUCACUUUGCAAAUAAAAGCCUCACUCUGGGCAGGAAAAAUCA